This is a messenger RNA of Glycine soja, 3219 nucleotides long. Its product is annotated as transcription factor SRM1-like. NCBI's taxonomy places the organism in Eukaryota, Viridiplantae, Streptophyta, Magnoliopsida, Fabales, Fabaceae. Gene Ontology annotation, molecular function: DNA binding. Bases 1942 to 2832 code for a protein of 296 amino acids. The transcript is spliced from 2 exons. The record is from RefSeq and is a predicted model, not a curated record.
AUCAUCACAACCCUCAUCAUAACUUUGGACCAUCUUGUGAUAUUACCUCUCAAUUACAUCUUGACACACUCAUUUCAGUAUUUUUCGUGUUAAUUUUCAUUUGGGUCGGAUAAAAUGGUGUAAAAAUUAAACCUUUAUUUUUUAAAUUUUUUUGCCCCUCUUUCUCUCUCUAGGAUUUUGGCUUUUGAGUUUCUCUCUCUCUCUUGAUGUUGUAUCAUCUGUCAGAUAUUAAUGGGGCACUGCAGAUUCCUGUGGUUUGCAACUUGGGUUGGGGCCUUUUCAACUCCAGCUGUCCCUAUUUGUAGCAAAGAGCAGUUGUUGGGAUGGGACCAAAUAGACCCAUCCUGAACCUCUCUGGUUUUUCAAGACAACAAUCAAUGUCAUUUAUGAUUUGUGUGUGAAUUCUACCCUUGAAAAUUUUCACCAAAUGUUUAAGGUUUUUACUUAAACCUGAAUUUAUUAUCUGUGUGUUUGUGUUUUUUACUCUUUAGGUUGUCUUUAUCAGAUUGAUGUGAUUUUUUUUUAAUUAGGAUGAAAUUAAUGCUAUCUAAUUGAAAUGUUGUCUUCGAUGGUAUUUGUUUCAAGUGUUUUGGGAAAAUUUUGGUGGGUGAGUUUCUUCUCUUUUACUGUCACACUCAGAAUUAGGUUUUACUACUUGAACUGUGAAUGAAAACAUGUUAGGUGGCGUUGAAGAAAUCUUUUUAUUGUUGGUUGGUUAAUGUGUCAGAAGCUUGACAGUGCGUGUGACUUUGUGCAUCCAUUUUUUCUUUUUGUUUUUUCUUUUGUUUUUUAUCAUGAAUAUUUUGCAUCCAGUGUUUUAAGGUGGAGAUUAGUUGUUAAUUCAAUUGAGUUCUUAUAAUACUCCGUUUUCAUACAACUACUGAAUGGAUUCUACAGUUGAGUAAUUCAUUGGAUGUUAAUGAGGUUGGUUUUCUUGCUUCUGUUAAGUUGUUGGAUCAAAACUAUUGAGAUUAAGAAUAUUUAAUGGAUUUUGUAUUCGAGUACAAGGUGGCUUUAUUAACUUCCAAUCUGGGAAAAAGACUUUGAACCAAAUUGUUAAUCACUGUGUAUAUUCCUACACCCUUUUUUACUUUAUGAGAUUUUAAUUUUUAACCUUACAAGUUUCACUGAUUCUGAGGCCUUUCAUGCCUAAUUAGUUACUACUAUGAAUUACUGUCUGUUCCAUGGCAUGGACAGAAAACAGAAUAUGAUGCUGAGUGUGUUCAGUGAAAAUGAGUUCUACAGUGGCUAUACUUAUGGGUGAAAGUUUUGUGGGCCUGUGCUGUUAAAACUGUUGUUAUUAUCAGUAGGGCUAAGCUGAAAUUUUUUUUUUUAUUGAAUGGGAAAUAGCUAUUUUGAAUGCCCUUUGCUUUCCCUUGUAGUCUUAUCUAUUCUUCCUUCUUUGUUUGUUUCUGGAAGGUCUCUUUCUCAAUCUGAAAUCCUAGACGGUUAUUACAUUGAUUUCAUUGACUGGCGUUCGCAUUAAUUUCUAGGUUUCAUUUCCCUUAAACCGUCAUGUAUUGCAUCCAUGAUUUUAUGGUUGUCAGACUGAGAUAUUUUUCCAUGUUCUAAUUGGACUUCUUUGCCUUUUCAUUCAUCAGCAAGUCAGAAAUUCACAAGUGUCUGGUUUUCUGAAUUUUGAAGUAAAUCACCUUUGAAAUUUCACAUACCUCAUAAGUUUUUUGGGAAACCAUUGGUAUUGAACUCUGUUCAGCUUCCUGCUAUUUUCUGCACAUCAGGCUGCACCUUGUAGUCCAACACAUCUGCUCCCUAAGUUUAUAGCAUUUAGCAUGCUGGCAAGGUUAAUAUUUGUGGUACUCACCAUAGAACAAAUCAGAGUUUGUGGCAUAUAAGAUGGCCUUAACCUAGAUUUAGAGCAGUUAGUUAGAAACUUUUCCUCUCCUUCUAAUAAAACUCGGUAGUUGCUUCAAACAAGACUAGAUGACUGUGGAUGAAGUGGAUAGUAGCUCUGAGUGGAGCAGAGAGCAGGAUAAAGCAUUUGAAAAUGCAUUGGCAACUCAUCCGGAAGAUGACUCAGAUCGUUGGGAGAAGAUUGCCGCUGAUGUGCCGGGGAAGACUAUAGAAGAAAUCAAACAGCAUUAUGAGCUCUUGGUUGAAGAUAUUAACCAGAUUGAAUCCGGUUGCGUGCCUCUUCCAUCUUAUAAUUCUUCUUCAGAGGGCUCAACAAGCCAUGCCAGUGAUGAAGGAGCUGGCAAGAAGGGCAGCGGUCCUGGGCAUUAUAGCGGUGAGUCUAAUCAUGGAACUAAGGCUUCAAGAUCAGAUCAGGAACGACGAAAGGGGAUUGCUUGGACUGAGGAUGAACACAGGUUAUUUCUUCUGGGCUUGGAUAAGUAUGGAAAAGGCGACUGGCGAAGCAUAUCAAGGAACUUUGUGGUGACACGAACUCCUACACAAGUAGCAAGCCAUGCCCAAAAAUACUUCAUUCGUUUGAACUCAAUGAACAAAGAUAGAAGGCGAUCCAGCAUACAUGAUAUCACCAGUGUUAACAAUGGAGAUAUUUCAGCACCUCAAGGGCCAAUAACCGGUCAAACAAACGGUUCUGCUGGAAAUUCUACUGCCAAAGCAGCCAAAGCGGCCACCCCGGCCUCAACUGGGGUGCCAGGUGUUGGAAUUUAUGCAGCUCCAACCAUUGGACAACCUAUAGGAGGACCCUUAGUAUCUGCUGUUGGCACCACAGUGAACCUUCCUGCACCUGCACACAUGGCAUAUGGGGUCCGAGCCCCAGUACCCGGUGCAGUUGUACCUGGUGCACCGGUAAAUAUGGGCCCUGUGACGUACCCUAUGCAGCAUACGUCUGUUCCUCACAGGUGAAGUGCUGUUUAGAGGCCUAGUGUACAAAAGAAACAAGAGACUAGUGGUGGCUUCUGCAGUGAAUGAAAUUCUUUUCUUGACAAUUGCUUUUUGCUUAUUAUAUGCAACAAUGAGUUAUAUGCAUAAUCUGUCAUUUCAAAUAAGCCAUAUGAGGAAGCAAUUGAAUGUAUCCGUGUAGGCUGCCAUGGAAUGUUUGACAGCCUUGACAUAGGAGAGCAUAAAAGUACGGUUGUUUUGUAGACAUUUGAACUGGCUAUUAUUAAACCGUGCUAUAGAGGAAGGUUCUAUGGAUUUCAAGUGUAAAUUAUUGUUGCACUCUUGGUUUUUGUAGGAAAUAAACUCUUCGCCUAUGGUCUACCUUAACUUUAUGUGUGUAAGUUACUACAA